AUGCUCAACAUAGGUAUUGCUGGACUGCAGGAGACAAGUCUCCCCUCAAACAGCAAACUCAAAGGACAGGGUUUCACCUUCUUAUGGCAGGGAAGAGAUCCAGAUGAACUUCGUCAGCAUGCUGUUGGCUUUGCAGUGAGAAACGUAUUACUCUCCUCAAUAGAACCACCAUCAGGUGGCACUGAGCGUAUUCUCUCUCGGCGCUUCUUGAGUCGUUCUGGCUCAGUACAUUUACUGAGCAUCUAUACUCACACUCUCUACAGCUCAGAGGAGACCAAGGACCAGUUCUACAAAGUUCUCAACUGUGUCAUUAGAAACAUACCAACCAACGAAAACAUCUACCUUCUAGGAGAUUUUAACGCUCGCGUGGGAUCUGACCAUGACUCGUGGCCUAUUUGUGUCGGAUAUUUUGGUAUUGACAACAUGAACGACAAUGGUCAGAGACUCCUUGGAUUUUGCACAUACCAUAACCUGUACAUCACCAACACUUUCUUUGCCAACAAGCCAUCCCACAAGGCAUCUUGGAGACAUCCAAGAUCUCACCACUGGCAUCAAUUGGAUCUCAUCAUCACACGAAGAUCCUUUCUGAAUUCUGUCCAACUGACCUGUAGUUACCACAGCGCGGUUUGUGACAAAGAUCAUUCACUAAUAAGAAGCAGGGUGAAGAUUCUGCCCCCAAAAGUCCAUCACUCCAAGAAAAUGGGCCGACCACGCAUAAACACUGCCAGGACCUCGGACCCUACACUGCAAAAAUGUCUUGAUGUUUCUAUCAAGGUUGCCCUCGGUAGCUGCCCAUCCUCCUUUGCUGAAAGUAGGUGGAAUUAUAUCAGGGAAGCUUUGUAUACCACAUCAAUAGAUACUUUCGGCAUGAGUGAAAGGCAAAACUCAGAUUGGUUCAGUGCUGGGCUCUGA
Octopus bimaculoides (California two-spot octopus) is the source of this 912-nucleotide messenger RNA. RefSeq names its product protein CFDP2-like. The record is from RefSeq and is a predicted model, not a curated record. Lineage: Eukaryota; Metazoa; Mollusca; Cephalopoda; Octopoda; Octopodidae.